UGGCAUAACAACAAGCUGCGUAAUUUUGAAAAUGGACAAGCCCACAACUAUUAAAGAAGCGAUUAAAAAAUGGGAGGAAAAAACAGGACAGAAAGCUUCGGAAGCAACAGAAGUAAAACUUUAUGGACAGUAUCCCCCAACAGAAAAAAUGGAUGCUUCACUCUCCACUUUGACUAUGUGCGAAAAACUAUCACUUUCAACCAACUGUAUAGAAAAAAUUUCGAAUUUAAAUGGACUAAAAAACUUGAAAAUACUCUCUAUAGCAAGAAAUAACAUUAAAAAUCUAACGGGACUUGAACCAGUUGGAGACACGCUUGAGCAACUGUGGAUUUCCUACAACAAUAUUGAAAAGAUGAAGGGAAUUAACGUACUUAGAAAACUAAAAGUACUAUAUAUGUCAAACAACUUCGUGAAAGAUUGGAGUGAAUUUCAGAAACUAGCUGAUCUUCCAGUUCUUGAGGAUCUUCUCUUCGUUGGCAACCCAUUAGAGGAGAACAGUGGUGACAAAUGGAGAGAGGAAGCGUGUAAAAGGCUUCCCAAACUUAAAAAGCUGGAUGGUGUACCAGUACUGCAUGAUGAAGGAGAUGAUGAAGGAUAGAAGGAUAAAAGCGUUUCUUCUAUCGCUUUUAUUAAGAUGUGAUAAAUCAAGUGUAUUUUAGAAAGGAAGACAAAACUAAUUUUACUAACAUAAUUGAAUAUUGUAUAAUCAAUCAAUAUUUUUAAUGGAAGAGAUUUUGCUUCUUUA
This is a messenger RNA of Schistosoma haematobium, 745 nucleotides long. RefSeq names its product Dynein light chain 1, axonemal (gene DNAL1). Gene Ontology annotation, molecular function: protein kinase binding. Lineage: Eukaryota; Metazoa; Platyhelminthes; Trematoda; Strigeidida; Schistosomatidae. The record is from RefSeq and is a predicted model, not a curated record. The transcript has 7 exons. Bases 32 to 598 code for a protein of 188 amino acids. Gene Ontology annotation, cellular component: cytoplasm.